AUGUCCUCUUUUUUUGGGGAGACGGAAAACCCCCAGAGCUGGAGAGUUCACGACGGUGACGGUAUUCGGGACUGGAUCGCUGCGGACCAAGCCCAAAAGAGUUGCAGCCUCUCCAACCGGCUUUGCGAAGAAUGUGUCGAGACAUUCAAAUCCAUUUUGAAACAACUUCGCAGAAUCGAUUACCUGCCUAAAGUCGUCUGCCGAAGCUUGGAAAGGAGCGGGGCCUCUUUGAUUCUGUGGGCAGAUGGCCAUGGGAUUCUUCAAGGGGACUUGGACGAUGUCUUGAAGAAAUCUCGAUUUCUCCGAAAGUCCAUCCUGGAACUCCUGAUAAGCAUUAGUCAAACACUGAUUGAUCGACUCCUUCCGAGCCUGAUUCCAGCGGACAGGAACGCGAUCUACGUUGGAAAGCUGGUAUAUGCCAUAGAAGAUGCUCGAACGGAUAUCCGGGAAAACUAUGCCAGCUCUGACAGCUCUGAAGACUUGGAGGAUGAAGACAGCGAGGAAAACGAUGGAAAACUUCCAUCGACUCCCAGUGCCAGGAUUCUCAACAACAUGACGGAUGAUAUUCGCUUCGACGUUGAGUGUCUUCUAGACCUCGAGUCUCUCAUCAAGUCACCCUUCAUCGACCCGCCCAAGCGCAAGUCUGUCGAGCUAGAAUGGUCUUACAAUGCACCGACUCCACAUCAACCGUAUCUGGAACGCAUCAGUCGAAGGUUUCCUCUCGCCAAACAAGAUUUGGUAGACCGACUUGCCAAGGCCUGUUGGAAACGGUUUCAAAGGAUCCAGAUAGACAAACAUCGAAACUCGGGACUUGAAGAGCGGGAGACCAAAGAUGGCGUAUCGGAGUUCUAUGACUCUGGACUCGGAACAUCAUUGGGGAUGACGACCUCUUACGCCGAGACAGUGAUGUCUUACAGACAGAACUCUGGCAAAUCCAUGUCAACUCGCAUACCGCCUCUUCCGGCCGAAGCUAAGAAAGGCGACCCAUUCGAGUGUGUAGCUUGCGGAAGAAGUAUCCGAAUCGCCAACAAUUCGGCGUGGAAGCGACAUCUGUUCGAUGAUCUGAGACCGUGGAUGUGUCAUGACGCUUCAUGCCAAUAUGGCAACGAACCAUUCUCUUCAAAGGAAGACUGGGCACAGCAUCUUGCUUUGCAGCAUGGUUUCCAAAGCGACUGGCACUCGUUGGACUGUCCGUUUUGCCUCGAGUCCACUGGAGACGGGAAGACGGCCAUACUCAAGCACCUGGCAACCCAUUUCGAAGAAAUCUCUCUUUCGUCUUUGCCACCUGGAGUAGACUCGGACAGCGAUUCUGGAGGUGGAGUAUCACAUGCCACGGCUGAAGUUUCCGAAAAGUCCUUGCAAGAUGCUACCGGUCAGUUUGACGGCAGCAUACGGUAUAUUUCAAAUUUCGAGCUCGAAUGGCGAGCGGAUACGGACGUCACGCCCAAAUCUGGGCUCGACCAGGUAUAUCACAAGACAGAGCAAUCCCCUACUAAUUCUCGUGCAUCCAGCGCCGGCGACGAGGAGAGGGAGCGCGAGCGCCAGAAGGCGCAGGAGCGUCUACAGCGCAUCCGCGAACGGAUCGCCAAGCAGAAUGACGAAAUCUCCCGCCGCACCGCCAUCCCCUUUAAACGCACAUCCACAGGCUUUAGUCCUUCCCUAGCCGACCAGCAGCGAGAACAGGAACAUGUUGACGCCAUACGUCGCUUAGAGAUUGCCGACCGCCAAGCACAAGAGGCACGCGAGGCUCGCAAGCAGGAGAAGGAGGACAAGGCCCAGCGUCACCAGUUGAUGGAGCGGAUGAUGCCCCAGCGCCAGGCAACUGUAAGACCAGGCAGCCGGAGGCACCGUGUACUACACAACGAUGGAGAUGAGAGAGUUCGAGUUAAGGCGAAGGGAAGCCACAGCAAAGCCACUACCUGA
Messenger RNA from Colletotrichum higginsianum IMI 349063, 1923 nucleotides. Its product is annotated as Ankyrin repeat protein. The coding region runs from base 1 to 1923 and encodes 640 amino acids. The transcript is spliced from 4 exons. The record is from RefSeq and is a predicted model, not a curated record. Lineage: Eukaryota; Fungi; Ascomycota; Sordariomycetes; Glomerellales; Glomerellaceae.